Molecule: messenger RNA, 995 nt
Organism: Xiphias gladius (swordfish)
Lineage: Eukaryota; Metazoa; Chordata; Actinopteri; Istiophoriformes; Xiphiidae
Gene: tpi1a
Product: triosephosphate isomerase 1a
Exons: 7
Coding region: 134-880 (248 amino acids)
Biological process (GO): glyceraldehyde-3-phosphate biosynthetic process; glycolytic process; gluconeogenesis
Cellular component (GO): cytosol
Molecular function (GO): triose-phosphate isomerase activity
Source: RefSeq, a predicted model, not a curated record
UCCCCGGCUUCCGGUGUUGGCAUUUCCGACGGCACCUGACGUACACACCCGCCGGACUCCUCCCGCAGCAGCUGAUCCUCCUCCGGACCUGCGCCACCUCUCCUCACCGGGCAGCAGCCUCCAUCGUCCGGCCAUGGCGUCCAGGAGCUUCUUCGUGGGCGGGAACUGGAAGAUGAACGGGAGCAAGGAGAGUCUGCGAGAGCUGAUCGGCGCCCUGAACACCGCCGGCCUGCACGACCAGACCGAGGUGGUGUGUGCUGCUCCCUCCAUCUACCUGGACUUUGCCCGGUCCAGUCUGGAUCCCAGGAUCGGCGUCGCGGCCCAGAACUGUUACAAAGUGGCCAAGGGAGCGUUCACAGGGGAGAUCAGCCCGGCGAUGAUAAAGGACUGCGGAGCGGACUGGGUGGUCCUGGGACACUCCGAGCGCCGCCAUGUGUUCGGGGAAAGCGACGAGCUGAUCGGCCAGAAGGUGGCUCAUGCUCUGGAGAGCGGGCUGGGUGUGAUCGCCUGCAUCGGGGAGAAGCUGGAGGAGCGGGAGUCGGGCACCACGGAGGAAGUCGUGUACGCUCAGACGCAGGUCAUCGCAGAGAACGUGAAGGACUGGGGGAAAGUGGUGCUGGCAUACGAGCCCGUGUGGGCCAUCGGCACCGGAAAGACAGCCUCACCUGAACAGGCUCAGGAGGUCCACGAGAAGCUGAGGGCUUGGCUGAGAACCAACGUCUCGGACGACGUGGCCGACUCUGUGCGCAUCAUCUACGGAGGUUCAGUGACGGGAGCUAACUGCAGAGAGUUGGCGUCCCAGGGCGACGUGGACGGAUUCCUGGUUGGCGGAGCCUCUCUGAAACCGGAGUUUGUGGACAUCAUCAACGCACGUGCGUAACGCACACAGACAACAGCUCCAACAGGACCAAUCAAAACCCACUUUGCCCUUUAGAUCGUCGUGUGUCACCAUGUGUCUGCAGCCUGGGCCGACUGAUCCCCAGACAGACGUGUGU